AUGGGCAACCGCUUCACUGGCGUAACAGCUCUUGCACCAUACCUUGAUUUGUGCAAUGCUAUCAUCAUCUCGCCCGAAUAUCGCCUAGCACCUGAGCACCCAGCACCGAUCCCGUUCGAGGACGCGUAUGCAGUACUCAAGUGGAUUGGUGAUAGUCUUGAUGAGUUUUGUAUUGACCCAACUCGACUUCUGCUUGCUGGAACCUCUGGAGGUGGCGCAAUUUGUGCUGGAGUGACGCUUUUAGCUCGUGAGCGUGGUGGCCCCAAGGUGUGUGGCCAACUGCUCGUUGCACCCAUGCUGGAUGACCGUUGUGACAGCGUUAGUGCUCGUCAAUUCGAGGAUGAAGGAGGACAUUGGAGCAGUAGAAGCAACCAAUUUGCAUGGGGCUGCGCCCCAGAACGGGCAGCAGACCUAUCGGGUCUCCCGCCUACGUAUCUAGAAGUGGGGUCAGCAGAAGUGUGUCGAGAUGAAGUUGUUGCGUUCGCGAGGAAGUUAUGGGAAUGUGGUGUGCAAGCGGAGCUACACGUCUGGCCAGGUGGGUGGCGCAACUUCGCUGCCCAUGCACCCGAUGCUGAUGUGUCCAAGAAGGCACUGCGUACGAGACACCAAUGGGUCGAGAAACUCUUGAAGAAGUCUUGCUAG
This is a messenger RNA of Phytophthora infestans T30-4, 642 nucleotides long. Its product is annotated as carbohydrate esterase, putative. Lineage: Eukaryota; Oomycota; Peronosporomycetes; Peronosporales; Peronosporaceae. The record is from RefSeq and is a predicted model, not a curated record. The coding region runs from base 1 to 642 and encodes 213 amino acids. The transcript has 2 exons. Gene Ontology annotation, molecular function: hydrolase activity.